Lentinula edodes (shiitake mushroom) is the source of this 1377-nucleotide messenger RNA. RefSeq lists its product as uncharacterized. NCBI's taxonomy places the organism in Eukaryota, Fungi, Basidiomycota, Agaricomycetes, Agaricales, Omphalotaceae. The coding region runs from base 1 to 1377 and encodes 458 amino acids. The record is from RefSeq and is a predicted model, not a curated record. The transcript has 2 exons.
AUGAAUCCUCGCUGUAAGGAUAUUACACGCUUUGGCCAUAACAAUUGCUUCAUUUUACGACUUCCUAUCGAGCUACAAACCCAAAUAUUCAUAGAAUGUGCUUCAUAUCCUUACGGUCAGCUAAUGAUUGAACAUGAAGUCCCUCAAGUCCUGCUCCUGGUAUGCAAAUACUGGAGAGAUCUAGCAUAUGCCACUUCUCGACUUUGGUCAUCAUUCGAGAUCCACUUUGGAACAUGGGAACAGAACUUCAAGGGGACGGAAGGGGACGCACGGAUUCUCUCGCGAGUUAGGCUGUGGCUCCGUCGUUCGGGUAAUUAUCCCCUACACGUAAAGCUGUUUUACAAGCCUCUAGCUUCGCGAGAGGGAACAUUAUCUCGCUUCCCAUCCGAAAUGUUGGUGCUUCUUAUGCAACAUUGCUCGAGGUGGCAAGACAUCGAGCUGUCGAUGCCAAGUUCCUGCUUCGCGCCCCUUUCAAGUGCCGCACCUGCACUUGACCUCUCGUCGCUCAGUUCGUUGGUACUCAAUUCAAUUCCUUCCAUCCACUCGGAGUUUUUGGAUGUCCGCAACCUUGCUUCGAACUGCGGGAAGCUCACACGUUUACACAUCAAUUUCGAGUCAGGUCGUGUAUUAACGCUCGACGAUUGUGGCGUUAUUUUUGCACAGCACCCCAAUUUGAGCUGCUGUAAACUUUAUGCUCAAUGCCUUUUCGAUGGAUCAUCGGAGCACUCUGGACACGCAGUAGAUAAAUUUAUCCUGCCGGCUCUAUCUGAAUUGCACCUCAGCGUCUACAGUCGUUCGAGCCAUGGUUUAGACAAUUCGUCCAGUCCACAAACAGCUCUCACGAUGUUUCUCAAUCGUCUUGAGCUGUAUGUGCUCAUCUCUCUCCGUAUUGAAUGGUUUGUCGAUAACGAUCGGUCUUUGUGGACCUCUUGCCACCCAUCCUUUGUGACAUUUUUGGAGGCAGUGGAACCAACACUUGAAACUCUUAGCUUGGGAUAUCUUCCUUUGUCUGAGGAACAGCUGAUAGAUUGCUUAAGAGCAACCUCGUAUGUAACUUCUGCGGAGCUACUCUUCAGCCUUGGGGAAGAAAUCGAAGGACCUGCUAUCACGGACAAGCUCUUGAGAGCAUUGACUUUCAUUUGCCGAAGCGGGUCAACUUCGAUAUCUGAACCUUUACUCUGCAUGCUCCAGUCACUCACUCUUCAGUGCCAUGGCAAGGGUUGUUCUGAACAAGAGCUAGUACGUUUCCUUAAUUCUAGGUCGGAUAGGCAGCCGCAUACACUGCAAACUCUCAAACUCCAGACUCAGAGCCCCAUCCUAAGUGGAGGGUCACGAUGGAUAGAGAGUGGUAUCAAUGUUAUCGAGGAUUGUGUAUAA